GUGAGACACGAAGACACGUACGACACAUUGUUGGUCGAGAGAUUUCAACGUUUAAAACGUCCUUGGUCGUUUAGGUUUUUAAAAAAGUUAUUACUUUUUGUUUUGUAAUCAAGUUAUUUGAAAAUGGAGACGGGAAUGAAAUUCAUCAAAUAUUUGCUCUUCAUCUUCAACCUGCUGUUUGCCGUUUCGGGCAUCACGCUCAUCAUAACAGCGGCAGUGAUUCAGGGACUCUACUCGACGUAUCUGGAUUUCUUGGGAAAUGAAUUCCAUUCAGCCCCCAUGCUCUUCAUCAUUGUUGGUGUCGUCAUCUUCCUGGUGGCCUUCUUUGGCUGCUGUGGUGCUGUCAGAGAAAGCAACUGCAUGAUGAUUACAUUCUCAGUCUUCCUUGGACUCAUUUUCAUCUGUGAAUUGGCUGGAGGCAUUGCUGCUUAUGUUCUGCGUAAUGAUGUCGAUGUCAUCCUCACUGAGAACAUGUACAAGGCUCAACAGCAGUAUAAUGUUACCGGACAUGAAGGAGUGACAGAGACCUGGAACAUCAUGCAAAAUGAAGUCCAUUGCUGUGGUGUCCAAAAUUACACAGACUGGGCCAACACAACCUUCAGCCAUGGAGUCAAUGUUCCAGAUAGCUGCUGCAUUGAGUAUACAGCAGGCUGCGGUCUCAAUAUGAUCUUGAGUCCCGACGCAGAUCAGAGACUUUGGACUGUUGGAUGCGUACCCGAACUUGCAAAGCAAGUAAAACACAAGGCUGGUGUAUUUGCUGGCAUUGGAGUUGGCAUUGCAUUCAUUCAGUUGAUUGGCAUUGUCUUCGCCUGUCUGCUGGCCAAGGCUAUUCGAGGAAGUUACCAUUCCGUUUAAAUUUAUAAUUAAGAGCGUCCAAGCAAAAAGAAAAGUCGAGUUUAAUCAUUGAAACCGCACUUGAAGCUCGUCAUUAACGUAAAAAAACACGGGCACUUUUUAAAAAUGAAGUUGAAAGAAAUCCGCCUGUCUUCGAUAUCUUCUAUUAUUCUUGUUAUGUCUUGAAAAUCAAGUCUAGUUUGGAAAGUGAAAAGUUAAAAAAAAAAAAUAUUAUAUGAAAUUUUAUUUUUUUUUCUUUUUACUUUGGUCAUUUUAUACAUUUCGAUUUGAAACAAUUAGGGAUGCAAUAUUUUUUUCUGUUUCUUUCGUUUGAAAAAGUUUAUCCCGGUAUUGUCAUCUUAAAUCUUUCCCAAGAAAUUCGUCUGCGAGUCUUUAAAUCCGAAACGAAUGAUGGAUGUAGAUAUUAAUAAAUGAAGGUUUUACAUUUC
Messenger RNA from Daphnia carinata, 1283 nucleotides. RefSeq names its product CD63 antigen-like. The record is from RefSeq and is a predicted model, not a curated record. The transcript has 4 exons. NCBI's taxonomy places the organism in Eukaryota, Metazoa, Arthropoda, Branchiopoda, Diplostraca, Daphniidae. Gene Ontology annotation, cellular component: membrane. The coding region runs from base 124 to 855 and encodes 243 amino acids.